Molecule: messenger RNA, 1555 nt
Organism: Zeugodacus cucurbitae (melon fly)
Lineage: Eukaryota; Metazoa; Arthropoda; Insecta; Diptera; Tephritidae
Product: alcohol dehydrogenase
Exons: 4
Coding region: 458-1351 (297 amino acids)
Biological process (GO): alcohol metabolic process
Cellular component (GO): cytoplasm
Molecular function (GO): alcohol dehydrogenase (NAD+) activity
Source: RefSeq, a predicted model, not a curated record
AAUCGUGUACCCGAUAUGAUUGCUUACACUCGCGUAAAGUGUGCUUUUAAGAGGUACAAAAAUACAUGUAUUUAUAUUUAUGUACAGCUGUUCACCAGUGGAGCGCAUAUACGAAACAAACUUAUCUAAUUAACAAUUCGGAUAACAAUAAAUAAAUACACACAUUCAUACUAUAAAUUACGAUGACUUGCAUAAAAUUUUAAAAAAUAUAUCAACCAUACUUAUCGCAAGCAGGUUUCCAGCGCGCAAGCGACUCAGUCAGAGUUCGAGCGUAAAGGCAAACGGUUGUGCGUACAAAGUACAAAUAUAUACUCGUAUAUAUGGAACACAUUUAAAAAUACUAUAAGUGUAUAUAUAUUAUAUAGAACUUGUGUAGUGCAAAAACAAGAAAUAUAAACAAUAAAAUAAGUGUAUAAAACUAAAAUAAAAACUGUGUAGUUUUUAUUCCAAACAAAAAAUGGCAAAAAGUGUAGAGGAAUUGAAGAUGGAUUUGAGUGGCAAGAAUAUUGUUUAUAUAGGUGGUUUUGGUGGCAUCGGUUUAGAAACAUGUAAACAAUUGGCGCAAAAAGGUGUUGCGAAUCUUAUGAUACUACACAAGUCGUGGAAUGAAUCAGCCUUCAAAGAACUCAACUCAGUUGAUUCGCGUUGUGUGUGCCAGUUUACGGAGUUUGACAUCACCUGCGGUUUGGAAAAGACGCGCCAAUUAUUUAAACAAAUAACAGAGAAAUUAGGAGGCAUCGAUGUGCUAAUUAAUGGCGCGGGUACAUGUGAUGAAAGAGAUUUCGAUUUUAUUAUAGCUGUAAAUUUUACGGGCACUGUAAAUGCUACACUUGUUGCUUACGAUCUAAUGGAUAAGAGCAGAGGCGGUAAAGGAGGUGUGGUUGUGAAUAUUUCUUCCGUAGCGGCACUAACACCCUUCCCUGUCUUACCCAUCUACAGUGCGACUAAGGGGGGAAUAUUGAACUUUACACGCGCAUUAGCGCAAUUAGAAGCCAAGACUGGCAUAACGUUAUAUAGCAUUUGUCCGGGCAUUACCGACACCAAACAUUGGGAUGAUGUGCACCAUUUCCAAGGUAGAGAAUUAAGCUUUAAAGAGAAAAUGCGUGGUCGUUCAUUUCCAACGCAAACGCCUAACGAUUGUGCAAAGAAUAUCGUGAAAGCUAUGGAAUCGCAUAAGAAUGGUGCAACUUGGAUGUGCGAUUUGGGACAGCUGAAAUUGGUGGAAAUAAAGAAUUUCUGGACACCGCCACAUCACAAGCAAAACAACGAGACUGAGCAAAUAAAACUUUUAUGCUUUCAGAUGAGAUGGUGCAGUCGAAGAAGCGUAAGUCUGAAGUCUCUGGAUAGUUAGGAGGCAUGCGAAAUGUGAUACCGUUAUUCUUGCAUAUACUUGAAAAGAAAAGGAGAGUUGCAGUGUUUGGUAUUCUACAAUUCAUAGACUGAAUAUUUAUAUUAAAUAUAAUAUUAUGUAGAUUUGUACGUAUUUUCGCAAACUAUAUGUUAGAGAUAAGGUAUAUGAAUUUGAUAAAAAAUAAUAAGUUUAAUAUAUAUUAUA